AUGACUCAAGGUUCGCCUGAGCACAUGGACCUGCAGCCUGAACGCACCAUGGCACCUCCAUUAGCAUGGAAACCGGAGGCUAAAACUCCCGUCUCCGCUCAGCUCGUCUCGCUGUCAGUGGACAGUGCCAUGACCAGCUGGACCUCGCAAACUUGCCCACCCACCGGUGACACUGACACCACCCGAAUCCAACUGGAACUGGACCACCACGCUGCACAAACGUGA
Molecule: messenger RNA, 225 nt
Organism: Colletotrichum abscissum
Lineage: Eukaryota; Fungi; Ascomycota; Sordariomycetes; Glomerellales; Glomerellaceae
Exons: 1
Coding region: 1-225 (74 amino acids)
Source: RefSeq, a predicted model, not a curated record